Messenger RNA from Hypomesus transpacificus, 2069 nucleotides. RefSeq names its product trichohyalin. The transcript has 9 exons. Lineage: Eukaryota; Metazoa; Chordata; Actinopteri; Osmeriformes; Osmeridae. The record is from RefSeq and is a predicted model, not a curated record. The coding region runs from base 512 to 1888 and encodes 458 amino acids.
CUCACUCUGUGGUUACAGAUUACUUGUCCAAAAGCAGAUUUUUGCUGACAUGCAUUAAGGUCGGAGGAAUGUUUACCAUGGGGCCCAUUAACAAGUCACGUGCAGAACUUUUCACACACAAUAUGAAGCUCCUGAGUCCUGCAAACUCGUCUCUCCAUUGUACAGUGUCUCACUAGCCGUAACCCCUCUUCCCAUUGUGCCCAGUGUGUCAGUGAGGAGGAUGGAGCUGCAGGUCAACAAAGCUCAUCAUACGCCAACAGUGUCAUCUUGUUGCUGAGAAUGCAAAAAGGAAUCUUUUAAAACCAUUUGGGUCGAGGACGUUUUUCCAUCUUUGGAUUGGGACAUUUCCAUCUCAGCAAACACAUUCAAUAGCUUGCCCUGGAAAUACAAAAGGGUCAUUGAGUAUUAGAUAUUGGAAUUUGUUGUGGGAUGGUCAUGCAAAUGUCACCGACAGCGCAUAAGGUUUGCCCAAUAAUGGAAAUUUCUGGACCGACAUUACGACGGUGAAAACAUGGCGCUGAAAGCUAAGUCCCACGGCGACCUACAAACUCUUUCUUCACCCGGAUGGAGGCAAUCUAUGGACAGCAGACUAUAUAAGUCAUUUUCACUCAGCAACGGCAAUGAGAAUGGAGGAGGAGGGCCGAAGUUUGGGCCGGAGGCGUCAAAGGACGGAGCAGAGGAGGGGGUGAUGAAGGGCCACUCCAGACCGUUACGGAGGCCUGUGCGGGCAGUUCGACCACUCAGCGCCCUCAGCGCCAGCGGUUCCUUCCUCCAGAUCAACCACCUACAAGGGGAGCUGGUGAGGAAGAGGAAGGAAUGUGAGGAUCUAAGGAAAGAGAACAAGUACUUGUCGAAUGAGAUUCACAUGGAAAGAAUCAUGAUGAGGACAGAGAACGAGCUGACCAUGAGGAACCUGAGGAACCUCAACCAGGAGCUCCAGGCCCAGGUCAAGGAGUUGAAGCAGAAGGUGUAUUUUAGCCAACAGAGGGCGACAUUGUGCUCCCGGGCAGCAGAUGAGGCGGAUAUGUCCCGGGGUGAGGCAGAGACGAGCCGGGCCCUGGCAGAGGCACGGGCGCUGGGAAGCAAUCAGGAAAGGGAGCAGGCCCAGGUUGCCAUGAACAAGCUCAGUGAGGAACUGCAGCAACUCAAAAAAGAGCACACAGAUGUUCAGCUUCUACUGGCCAAAACGGAGAAGAACUACUUUGAGACCAAGCUGAAACUGGACAGGGUGUCUGGGGAGAAACACACUCUAUUGGGGGAAAAUCAGAGCUUGGAGGGUGAGAGGAAUGAGCUCAGGCACAAGCUGAGACAACUGACUGAAGAGAAUGUGAAGAUCAGAGAAAAAGAAGUAAGCACCAGGAGGCGGGCCUUGAUGUCCGAGGAGCAGAGAGAGAGGGCGGAGAGAGCGCAGCUGGAGGCCGACCAGGAGCGCCUCGUGGCUGAGAGGGAGAGGCAGGAGCGCACGGCCGAGUGUCUGGGCUGGAGGGAGAAGCACCACAACCUGACGGACAUCUUCAGAGCUCAGGAGGACCUGAAGUCUCAGAGGCAGAACAAAGCUUGUCAAGCCAAUAUAAAGAGCUACUUUCUGUGCAUGACUGAGAGUGACCAGAGAGUGAAAAUUCUGAAAAAUCAGGAUGGCACUCCAAGGAAUUUUACAGAAGGGGACCCUGUCUACAUUUCCACACCUGAGCUUGGGGUCGAGGAUGCCGACAACAGCCCGUCCAGGACCAUGCUCAGGGUCACUGCCCCCCCGCGUGUGGGUAAGGACCAGGGUCCUUCUCACUUCUCCGAUCUGGCUCCUAUGGCAGGGGCCAUGCAUGAGACCAGCCCCACGAGGAGAGGCAGGAAGGUGGUCGAGUACUUCUGGAUACCCACCGAUGAGGAAUGAUGGAAUACUAUGGCCCUGGUUCAUCAACACUAAAGAUACUGAUACUAAAUAAUGGAACGAACAAAAUGAGUUUUUGUAACCCAGUGUCUACUGCUUUCCUUGUUGAACUUUAAAUAAAAUUGUUAACAUUUCAGCAUGCAUGUAAAAAAUGAUUAUUUAAAGGGCAUGAUAUUUGAUGGAU